Messenger RNA from Paramecium octaurelia, 1801 nucleotides. NCBI's taxonomy places the organism in Eukaryota, Ciliophora, Oligohymenophorea, Peniculida, Parameciidae. The record is from the annotation of a GenBank genome assembly.
AUGAGCAGUUAAAACGAUUAGAAAGAAGAUCUAUAUUUGCUUUUGGCUUAAUCCAAAGAUUUUAAUGAAUCUAGCCUCCAUUUAGUCAGUUAGAUACUCAAAGGAGAGAAAAAUUAAGACUGUAUAGAAUUUCUCUCAUUAGAUGAAAUUCAUAGGCAAGUGGAAUAAAAAAUAGUGUAAAUCGAAAAUUCUUCACUAUUGGAUAAGGAAUAAAUGCUAAAAUUUGGAAAAAAUGACAUUAAGAAAAUUACAAAUUUUCUAAACAAAAUUAAGGAUCAUGAUUUUAAUAGAGAAAAUUACGCAGCAGAUGGAUAUAAAGAAAUUACAUAAGUUCUUAUUAAGAAAAUAUCCUAAGAAAAGAAGAUCAUAGAAUUACUAAAAUUUUUAGUUCAUCUUACUGCCUUUGAUCAGAUGUAUAUAUAGUGUGGAUCAAAUUCUCUAUAUUUAUUAAUUUAAAUGAAGGUUGAUUUAAAGGAAUAAUCUUUUGAAAAAAUUAGAAUUAGAAAUACUUAGCUUCUUGGAGCUGACUUUGUGAGAUGUGACUUAAGUGGAUCUCAAUUUGAUAAUGUCAUCAUUAGUGGAAUAAAUUUGAAUUAAGCCAAUUUAUCUAAUUGUAAGUGGAGGAAUUUAAGAAUAAAUGAGGUGAUGGUGCUAAAUGGUCAUACUAAUUAUGUCAAUGCAGUUUGCUUUUCUAAUGAUGGUAAUUCAUUAGCAUCUAGUGGUAAUGAUAAUUUCAUUCUUUUGUGGUGUGUUAAAACAGGGAAAAUAAAGUCUAUAUUUAAAGGAUAGAGAAUUGUAAAAGCAGUUAGUUUCUCACCUAAUGAUACUUUAUUAGCUUUUGGAAGUGAUAAAUUUGUGUAUUUAUGGAAUCGUAAAAUAGGAAAAUAAAUUUCAAAAUUAAUUGGUCAUACUCGUGAUGUAAAUACAAUCUGUUUCUCUCCUGACAGUAUUUCAUUAGCAUCUAGCGAUAACAAUAAGUGUGUUUUUUUAUGGGAUGUUAGGACAAGACAAUAAAAAGCCAAAUUAGUCGGUCACACCAAUAUUGUCAAAUCAGCCUGUUUUUCUCCUGAUGGUACUACAUUAGCAUCUGGUAGUGCAGAUUAUUCUAUUCGUUUAUGGGAUUUUAAGACAGAAAAAUAAAAAUCCAAACUUGAUGGUCAUACAAGUUUUAUUUAUUCGGUCUGUUUCUCACCUGAUGGUACUAUAUUAGCAUCUGGUAGUUCAGAUGACUCUAUAGGUUUAUGGGAUGUUAAGACUGGAUAAAUGAAAGCCAAAUUAUAUGGUCAUAGUAGUUGUGUUAAUUCAGUCUGUUUCUCUCCUGAUGGUACUACAUUAGCAUCGGGAGGCAAUGAUAACUCAAUCCAUUUAUGGGAUGUUAAGACAGGAUAAUAAAAGUAUUAAUUUGAAGGCCAUGAUGGAGCUGUUUAGUCAGUCUGUUUCUCUCCUGGUGGUAAAAUAUUAGCAACUGGUAGUUAUGAUAAAUCUAUCCGUUUAUGGGAUGUAAUAACAGGACAAUAAAUCUUACCUUCUGAAAAUAGAUAGUAAUUUAUUCGGAUAUAAUGUAAACCCUAUAUCCUUUCAAAUAAUAUUCUUCCAGAUAGUGGUAUUUACUUUUCACUUGUAUUUAGCUACCUCUAAUUUCUCUACCCUACUAAUUUCCUAAAAUUAUAAUUUAUAAGCCUAAAGGGCUUUAAUCUAAAACGGAGAAUUUGUUAAUUAUUAAGGUGUAGAUUUAAAAAAAUUAUUCAUAUCAAAAGGCAGCUUGGUUCGAGAAAACGAAAAAGAAUGGGAACAGAAUUGA